Cygnus olor (mute swan) is the source of this 6783-nucleotide messenger RNA. RefSeq names its product dual specificity testis-specific protein kinase 1-like. Gene Ontology annotation, cellular component: cytoplasm; nucleus. NCBI's taxonomy places the organism in Eukaryota, Metazoa, Chordata, Aves, Anseriformes, Anatidae. The coding region runs from base 456 to 1736 and encodes 426 amino acids. The transcript is spliced from 9 exons. The record is from RefSeq and is a predicted model, not a curated record. Gene Ontology annotation, molecular function: ATP binding; protein serine/threonine kinase activity. Gene Ontology annotation, biological process: actin cytoskeleton organization; positive regulation of stress fiber assembly; protein phosphorylation.
AACUCCCUCUCUCACGGGAAAGAGAGAAACGUGGCAGGGUGCAAGAGGCACGGGGCGUUUUGGCUGCGCUUCCCACUUCCCCAGGGGCACCAGCCGGGCAGGGGUGGGCGCACAGGGAGAGGCAAGAGCCCCACACGCCCACCGCCUCCAUCCGAGCCUGGCUGGCUGUAAUCAGGGACCAGAGCCCGUCCCGGCGACCGCCAAGGAGUUAAGGGCUGAACCCGCCCCGGCUCUGCCCCGCCGGCGCCUGCGCUCGGGGGCGGCGGAGGCGCAGCGCCGGGUCGUGGCGGGGGUUGGGGCUUCGCCACCGGGCCAUGAGCACUGCGCACCCCACCGGCCUCUCGUCCCCGUCGCUAGCAGCGCCGGGCCGAGCCGGACCGGGUGGCGGCGGAGCCCCCCCAGCGCCGUGCUCUGGGGGGAUGUGAACGGCGCUGGGGGUGCUCGGCGGGGCCGAUAUGGAGCGGGAGAAGCUGCCGCGAAGGCUUGGGAUGGCACUGAGGGGGGAACGGGUCGAGGAAGGAGAGGGGGAGGCGGCGGGGCCGUGGCCGGGCUGCGGGAGGCUGCGGCCCUCCUCGUACCGGGCGCUGCGCAGCGCCGUCUCCACCCUGGCGCGCAUCGACGAUUUCUACUGCGAGAAGAUCGGGGCCGGCUUCUUCUCCGAGGUCUUCAAGGUGCGGCACCACCAGUCUGGGCAGAUCAUGGUGCUGAAGAUGAACAAGCUGACAAGCAACCGGGGCAACAUGCUGCGGGAGGUGCAGCUGAUGAACCGCCUCUCACACCCCAACAUACUCAGGUUUAUGGGGGUGUGUGUGCACCAGGGGCAGCUGCACGCACUGACGGAGUAUAUCAACGGCGGCAACCUGGAGCAGCUGCUGGACAGCCCUGUGCCCCUUUCCUGGUCCACACGCGUCCAGCUGGCCCUCGACAUUGCCCGUGGGCUGCACUACCUGCACUCCAAGGGCAUCUUCCACCGUGACCUCACCUCCAAGAACUGCCUGGUGCGCUGCGAGGCCAGUGGCUACACAGCUGUGGUGGGCGACUUCGGCUUGGCGGAGAAGAUCCCCACCUACAGCGAGGGCAGUGAGAAGGAGCCGCUGGCUGUGGUGGGUUCCCCGUACUGGAUGGCGCCUGAGGUGCUGCGAGGGGAGAUCUACAAUGAGAAGGUGAUGCUGCAUGGGGCCGUCUGCAGGGUUUGCAGCCCUGGGGUCAGCUGGGCACACAGAGGGGCAUGGAGGGAUGGGAACAGGCAUCCCCAGGGUGCCGAAGAGGUGGGGACCCAGUGCCGCUCUGCAGGGAGAGCUCACAGAAGCAGGGGCACAUCACCUUGGGCUGCAGGACCCCCCAUGACUCCCCUCUCUUUGCAGGCUGAUGUGUUUGCAUAUGGCAUCAUCCUGUGUGAGACCAUUGCUCGUGUCCCCGCGGACCCCGACUACCUGCCCCGCACCGAGGAUUUUGGCCUGGAUGUCACUGCUUUCCACACCAUGGUGGGACUUGACUGCCCAGCGGCCUUCCUCCAGAUGGCGUUCCACUGCUGCAGUAUGGAGCAGACCUCCCGCCCCUCAUUCCUGGAAAUCACACAGUGCCUGGAGGGCAUCCUGCAGCACCAGCUAGGCACCGAGGGUUUUGGGGCCCCCCUCUUCAGCACCAGGGACAGCCUGCCCGUGCCCAGCAUGGCACCCAUUCUCAAUGCUCUGCUCCCCCAUGACGCCCGAGCCAGCCGUAGAGGUGCAGUGUGACUUCUUGGUGCCUGUCUCAGCCCCCCACAAGUGCCACUCGCUGCCCACCUCCCCUGAGCUGCCCUGCCACGGGGGCCUGGCACUGGGCGUGGAGUCUCCUGCCCAGCCCCCCAGCCCGAAGUGGAGCCGGGAGGAUGCUGGGGAGCCGGGAAGUGGGACUCACGCCUCCCCCCCAGUCCCACAGCGGAGGAGCAGAUGGACCACAGUCCCAAGCUGCUGCAGGUCUGUGCUCUGGCACAUGCCACCAGCAAAUUCAUCCACACGGCGGCCUCAGGUGCCCGGCCCUGGCAAAUGAAGCUGUGGGUGCCCAAUGGGCUGCUCAUCAACAACAACCAUGUGGUGGUCAGCAAGCCACUGGCCGGGGGCAGCAGGUUGGAGAGUGGCUUCUCCCAGCUCAGCAUUCCCUGUGCGGCAGCAGCGCUGGAGCAGACGGAGCACGUGGCCAUGCUGCCCGGGCACAGCACUGGCACUGCGUUGGAGCAGGACGAGGUGCUGUCCUGCCCCGGCUGCUGCUUGGGGCCUUUCAGCUUCACCUCUGUUUGCCACCGGCCUGCGCCCAGCCCUCCCCACUACCAGAACCUGAACUGCGAGGCCAAGAGCCUCCUCUGCCACGACCAUGGCCGCCUCCAGAAACCCCGGGGGCUGAUGCUGGCAGAGCCCAGCCUGAAGCUGCCAGGAGCGCAGUCCUAGUGCUGGGGACUACAACUGCAGCCAGGUGCUCCUGGGAGCUCCCCUUGCAUGUGGGGUGGCUUUGUGAGCCUGGGGUUUUGUGUCCUGUUCCCCCCUCCAAUGAGUCUGUCCUUGCUCACCUGGUGGCCAUGAUGGCAAUGCUGAGGUGCCUGUUCCAAUGGGAUUGGCCUCGGGGGGGGGGGGGGGGGGGGGGGGGGCUGCAGGCAGCACCCGGGCAGGCUGGCUUCUUGCAGGGGUCCCAGUGGGGCUGGGCUGAAGUGCAAUAACACCGCUGCCCUAGGCGGCAGGGCCCAUCCCCUAUCCCCAAGGGCUCACCCCUCAGUGGGCUCUUGCAGCCCCCUGGGACAGGGGAUGGGGGGGAUGUCCCACUGCCUCCCCACAAGUGUGGGGAACAUUCCUAGUCCCCCACAGGGGCAUGCGGAGUAGUGAUGUUAGGGGGGGUGCAGCACGGGGGGAGGGUGCCACCGCUUGGGUUUCCCUGGACGCUGAGCCCUCUGGCACGCAGGGCACCCUCCUGCCCCAACACCACACCAGGGUUGCGGGGACACAUCUGUGUUGCCCCCCACCAGCAGCGGGCACCCCGUGCCCCUCCCAGUGCCUCCUGGGUAGCCAGGGGGACAAGGGGGGAUACACCCAGCAAGGAUGGGAGCCAGCUUUCCUCCCUCCCGCAUAAUGCACUGGUGAAUGUAAAAUUCUUGCGUUUUUUAUUAUUGUUAGUAAUAAUUGCUAGUAAUAUAUACCCAGCUUAUUUAAAGUGUUCAAUAAAAAUGAAUGUCCCAGCGAGCUAGGUUGCCACAUGUGUCUCUCGAAUGCGCUGAGCAGGGUGGGGAGUCCAGACCCCGAGGGUGACAGGGACUUGGUCUGGCUGUGUCCCCUGGGGACCGUGAGUCAGCUCUGGCUCAGUGCCUCCCAAGUGGCAACCUCAAUUAAGGCAGCUUUAGUGAAAUUCCAGUUUCUGGUUUGGGAUCGUUGGCUUUGUGUCCUGAGGUCUGUGUCGGGGUGGUAAAGGCAGAAGCAAACAGCAGACAAGCUGUCUCUUUAUUUGCUACAAAGGAGGUUCAGCCAGUGGACAAGACAGAGGAGUGGUGCACCUCCAAAACACCUGCCUUUAACAGCCCUGUGCUCUUCAAGCAAAGUGGUUUACAUACUAAUUAAUCGGUAUUGAGACAGAGAACAAGAUAAAGGAUGUUGAUUCCUAGGUCUUAGCUAGCACAAUUGUAUGUUAACGACCCCAAAGAUAAGGGAGUAAAAGACUAUGCAUAGAUAAUGGAACCAGCAAGAACUGAACCAAGUGUAUCUGGGAGUUUGGGCUACAGGAGUACCUGGGAGAGUACUUGGAAAAAAAAUGAUUUAAAGGAAAAUGCUCCCAAGAUAUGCCAAAAGCAAUACCCACUAAAGGUGGGAGACAGAAGGGGAAUGGAAGGAAUAAUUAAUAACUUUCUUAAAUAUGGACAAUUAGUAGAAUGUGAGUCAGACUAUGAUACUCCAUAUAGGCCCAAUUAGAAAGGCAGAUGGAACCUACCGUAUAGUCCAGGAUUUAAGGGCCAUCAAUAGGAUCACAAAAGAUUUAUACCCUGUAGUAGCCAACCCCUAUAACCUUUUGACAAAAUUAGAAAAGAGUCAAGUUUGGUCCACGGUACUAGAUUUAAAGGAUGCCUUUUUUUGCCUGCCCGCGGCAACUGAAAGCCAGAAACUCUUUGCCUUUGAAUGGGAAAAUCCCAAUACAGGAUGAAAAACUCAGCUUACUUGGACUGUGUUACCACAGGGGUUCAAGAAUAGCCCCACCAUAUUCGGGAAACAACUAGCCUGUGAUCUUGAAGCUUGGAAAACCCCUUCAGGAAAAGGGGACACUGCUGCAAUAUGUAGAUGACCUGUUGAUAGCUACCAAAGAAGAAAAGGAAUGUGUAGAAUGGACUAUUAGUUUAAUAAAUUUUUUCGGCACUAAUACUGUGAACCCAGCCUCUUUCCUUAAGUAACAGAGUUUCCAGAUCACCCAUUCAUGAUUGCAUCAAGACCAUGGAAACAGUCUCCAGCCGACCAGACUUAAAGGAUACACCCCUAGAAGAUGCGGAGGAUUGGUAUAUAGAUGGCAGCAGCUUCAUCUGCCAGGGAGUUCGCCUCGCAGGGUAUGCGGUAACAACGCUUAAUAAGGCAGUUGAGGCAAAGCCUCUUUCCCCUGGAACAUCAGCCCAAAAAGCAGAAAUCAUCGCCUUGAUAAGAGCUCUUGAGCUGGCAAAGGGGAAAAGAAUUAACAUUUGGACAGAUUUGAAAUAUGCCUUUGGUGUGGUGCGUGCACACGGGGCAAUUUGGAAGGAGAGGACUCUUAUCAUCCUCGAUUAAACAUGCAGAAGAGAUACUGAAGUUACUUCAAGCAGUAUACCUGCCUAUUAAAGUUGCCAUUAUGCGCUGUAAAUGGCAUCAAACAAGGGAUACUGAUAUUGGAAGAGGAAAUAGAUUGGCUGAUGCAGGAGCCAAAGGGGUGGCAGAACGGGCAUCUGAGAGUCAAAUUUUGGCACUAGUACCAGGAAGAGAAAACCAGGCAUUAACAAAAGCCUUAGAAAAUGAAGUAGAAUAUUCUAAGAUCGAUAAGCAAUUAAUUGAAGAUGUAAAUGGAAAAUGUUACCUACAGGUUUAGCACAAAUAAAUGGUGGGAGAAUCGUGAUACCAUAUUAUAUUAGAUGGUAAUUGGAGAACAUAAUAAAACAUACUGGGGAGCUGAAAUAUUACAACAGUUUUUAAGUAGAAAAUGGAUAGGACCUAAUUUGUAUACCAUUGUCAGACAGGUAUCGAAACAAUGCGUCGUAUGUCUUAAAAAUAACCCACAGACAGAAAUCAAACCCCAAAUGGGAACAAAAGAGAAGGGAAAUGUUCCUGGGAAACAGUGGCAAAUUGAUUUUUUUCAAACUCCCAAGAAAAGGGAUGUUGGUACUAACAGACACCUUUUCCAGAUGGCCAGGAGCAUUCCCAUGUAGAACUAACAAAGCCAGAGAAGUGUCCAAAGUAUUGUUGAAUAAAAUUAUACCAAGAUUUGGUGUACCCUCAGUAAUGUCAUCUGACAGGGGACCGCAGUUCACUGCAGAACUGACCCAACAAGUCAGCAAAGUGCUGGGGAUUGAUUGGCAAUUAUACACUCUGUAUAGGCCACAGGGGAGUGGCCAAGUUGAAAAAAUGAAUCAUUUGAUAAAACAACAGAUUGCUAAAAUCUGUCAAGAAACCAAUAUGUAUUGGUAUCAGGCACUACCCAUGGCACUUCUUAGAAUUAGAACAAGGCCUAGGACCAAGGAAAAACUAAGCCCCUUUGGGAUAUUGUAUGGCAGGCCUUACCAAAUGCCAUACAAAGGAGAAGAUCUAACACAAGUAGGAAACCAGUAUUUAUGACAACAUAUUAUAGUUUUGGGCAAGCAACUAGAACAAAUCAAUAAGAACAUUUUAGGCACUAGACCUUUUAUUAGCCUCCCAAGGGGGAGUAUGCACUUUAAUAAAUAUUUGUUGCUGUAUGUAUGUAAAUGAGGCAGGACGAAUUGAGACUGAUCUCAAAAAAUAUUUGGAAAAGACCAAGAUCUUACAUAAGGUAGUUCAAGAUGACACCUCGUGGGGUUUUUGAGAAUUAUGGAACAAACUGACCUCUUGGUUACCCAACUUUUAUUGGCUUAAGCAAUUGUUUGUAGGAAUAUUGAUCUUGCUUAUACUAGUAUUCUUAACCUGUGUAUUAGUACAGUGUGCAUUUUGGUGCUGUAUAAAAGGACUAAAUGAUUAUGAAACCUGGAAGUGUAACCGAAUCAAGCACCAUGUAGAAACUGAUAAGAAUUUUAUGAAAACUUUGAAUCAAGGAGGAGUGCUAUAAGCAAAAUAAUUUGCCUUAGGAUAAAGAAAAGGGGGAACUUGAGACAGGGAACAAGAUAAAGGAUGUUGAUUCCUAGGUCUUAGCUAGCACAAUUGUAUGUUAACGACCCCAAAGAUAGGGGAGUAAAAGACUGUAUGCAUAGAUAAGGGAACCAGCAAGAACUGGCUUGACUGCUGAAGUCUGUCAAAGACAGGAAAGGCCAGAAGAUUAGCAGUGAGGAAGACUUAUGGCCUUCAUCAAAAGACCACCAGAGUAUACCGGACGACCACCCAAGGACUCCAGUACACAUGUGAAUAGGGUCAGGAACCUACCCAAGGACUCCAGUACACAUGCGAAUAGGGUCAGGAACCAAUGUUAAUGAUUCUUCAGAGACCUGAUGAAUACGCAAGAGACUUACGGGAAAUGAAAUGAAUAUGUAUUUGUCCCACUAAUAUAAGCACACUGCCAGUAACCCUUAAGGUGUGUGUGUUAGGCAGAGCAAUCCCACACACACCCAGCGCCGUAAUAAAGAAU